Cavenderia fasciculata is the source of this 861-nucleotide messenger RNA. RefSeq lists its product as uncharacterized. Lineage: Eukaryota; Evosea; Eumycetozoa; Acytosteliales; Cavenderiaceae. The transcript is spliced from 6 exons. The coding region runs from base 1 to 861 and encodes 286 amino acids. The record is from RefSeq and is a predicted model, not a curated record.
AUGAACAUUUUAGAUUCAUUUAUGUUGUUAUUCUUUACAUUUAUUGCACCUUUAGGAUGUCUUGUUCUCUCUUCACUAUGGAGUUUUGAAUUGACUGCAAAGCUUUCACUAUUAUUAUUAUCUUAUAGACUUAUAUUAUUGUUAAUUACUUUAUUCUUGCCUAGAUUAUGGGUAUGUCAUAUCUAUAGUAAUAAUAUUUGUUGUGUUGGAUAUCUUGUACUACCAGAUCUAUCAAUCAACAUAUAUACAGUGAUAUUGGAUUGGUUGGCACCUGUUUUAAUCAUACUCGAAUCAUUCCAAUCGGUCAAUGUCAUUUUGGCAACUAGACAGACUCUCCUACUUAAAACAUUGGAUUCUUCAUACGAUGUACCUGUCAAGGUGUUUAUGAUCAUUGCAUCCAUCUUUUGUUACCUAUUCUCAUUGUUUAUCGUUGUAUCAAUAUUCAAGAGUGAUAAAUUAACAAUCGUUUCAUCAAGUUUCCUAUCUAUAAUUUGUACAUUAUUGGUGGUAUUAAUUCCAUUGAUGAUGGUGGUUGAAGAGGCAACUAUUAUGGAUGUUUCAUUUAUAACAUUUUAUGUUUCAUUGCAAGCUCUUACAUGGUUCCAAACCAUCUAUGAUGCCAAUAAUGUCCUAUUUAGUAAUUCAACCUUCAACCAUAUACUCAAACUACUUUCCAUCAUAUUAUCAGUAGUCAUUCUAGUAUCACUACCAAUACUAUUUGGUCGAACCUCUAUGUUUUCAUCUGAUUCUUCAUUUGGUGAUUUCGAUGAAUCUGAUUUCAAAGAGACAUGGUAUCAAUUUUUCCAUAUUUAUCUUGUCACCUCAUUCAAACAAAUUACACCAAGAUUAAUCUAUAAAUAA